AUGGGCCGACCUCCUAAGAUAGUUAGCCAGCGGAAAAUUGAAAAAUUUCAAUUGGAGUUGGAAUUGGCUGGCCAAGAUGCGGAAAUAUUAUUGAAAGAUAAAAAAGGAAGAUCAAGAUCGUGUCUACUUUGUCAGCGUCGAAAAAGACGCUGUGAUCAUAACAUGCCUAGUUGCACAGCAUGUUUAAAGGCGGGAGUGAAGUGCAUUCAACCACCUAAGUAUGCAAGCCCGGGGCCGCUCGAAGAAGUGCCACCGGUAUCCACAUUGGAUCGACCGAAACCUCUAUUCCAAGUUGAGUUAUCAGGAGGGCAAACGCUGAGUAAAAAAAAUGAAAAAUAUGACUAUACGAGACUCUUGGAAAAGAAGCUCAAGCACUUGGAAGCUAUCGUUGAGAUGCCAUUUACUGAAGAAUCACUGAGAGAUGAACUUGCCAAUUACAAGCGAGUAUCUCAUCUUCUGGAUGUGGCGGGGCUCGAAGAACCACAAGGGCAACAAACCAGAAUUGCUACGGGUAGUGCAGGCACUUCAACCCCUCAGUUUUCAAUGGCCCCGCCUUUAUCUUCUGCAGCAUCGUCGCCUAUCUUACCCCCACUGCAGACCGUAAAGCUUUACCCUCUGCAACCAGAACCACACAAUAAGGGCAGAUCGCCCUUAAGGGACAAUGUUGGGAAUUGUCUUGCUUCACUGACUUCUGACUCCUUGGAACCUAUUGACUUCUCGCAGUGUAUUUUCGCAAAAUACAACCUUCGAGAUUUUUUGUCAUACGACCCUGCAUUUGAGUUUGAAGAGCAGUUGUCUCGAGCAUUUCUCGACACCUACUUCACAAGGCUUCAAUUCAAAUAUCCUUUACUAGAUGAGCAGGAAGUAUACUUAUUUCACGAUAAUUACAGCAGCAACAAUGUUUAUUCCUACUCUACGGAAGAAUUCCACUUUGGAUGUGGGAGGAUGUGGCUUAUAUUUAGUAUAAGUGCCUGCUUGCACAUGUCGGCAGGCAAGUACCUGGGUCUCCCACCCAACCGAUAUUUUUCGACAGCAAUUCGUCAUAUCACGAAAUGCGGGAAAAACCUUACGCACCUCCAACAAGUGGAGGUGCUAACCUUGUUGGUUCUAUACAUCAUCCGAACCGACCGUGAUUCUAGUGGACUUUACGAGAUCAUGAAAGACAUUAUGUCGAUUUGUAAGGACAAACUAAAUCUCAAUAAACUCAACAGCUCGGGGCAUAUUGACGGUAAAAAUUUAAGGCUUUUUUGGUGCGUAUAUCUUAUGGAAAGGACAAUCUGCGUUGCUGUGGGGAAGCCAUAUACGAUCGCCGAGUCAGAUAUAGAUCUACCAUUGUUCGACGAAGUAAGUUUCAAUAACAGUCUAAUAAGUGAUCAAAAAAGGCACAAGCGUGGGGUACAUUUUAUCAACCAAUCAUUGAAAUUAAGAAGAAUAGAAUCUCAAUUUGUGGAGGCAUUACAAAUAAUCCCACAAAUGCCAAGCAGAUCGUCGGAGAACCAUAAAGAAACGACAGAGCUUGCGAAACAACUACCGCAAGUUAAAAAAUACUUUCAUGAUUUGGAGAUAUGGAGGUCGAACUGCUCCACAUCUCACGUUCUUAGCUUCGAGAAUGAAACGCUAAAACUUUAUUAUUUCAGGUCUGUGCGUUUACUAAUUCAGCCUUACCUAGAACUGUUAGAACCUGAAAACCGCUUAUUUCGGGAGUGCCAAGCAGCUGCUGGCCAGAUUUGCCAGCUGUAUAAAAUUUUUCAUCAAAAAACUGUCUAUGGUCAUUCAACGCCUGCAGUACACACGGUAUUUGUCGCCGGUGUUACUCUUAUUUAUUGCAUGUGGGUAACAAGAAAUCUGGACGAUGAAAGGCGCAGAAAAUUGGGUGACGUUUCCAAGCAUACAAGGCCACUUGUAAGCGCUAGCCUGUUCUCCAUUAUGGAUGAUCUAAGGGCCUGUUCGGUGUGUUUAUAUGUGAUGACAGAAAGGUCAAAAUUUGCCAUCACUUUUAGAGACACUUUUGAUCAACUUAUGAAUGCUACAAUUGGGAAUUUGAUUGAGCGAUGCGGCCCUGAUUCUGCCGAGCUCAUAUAUAUCAAUGAAGACGCCAGCGAUCAAGAUUCAUCAUAUGAUGCUCAUUCCGAGAAGUCAGAUGACUUUCAAAUGCAACAGGAUGCUCAAACACACCAAGAGGGAAUGCCACCUGCGAUCAGACGUACAUUUGGCUCUUCUGGAGAUGCGCACGUCAGUUUCGUUAAGAUCGAUCCCGAAGAACAGAAAGUUUUAGAGAAAAAGCGGGGUGACCUACAAAAAGCCACUGUUCCUCAAAAGCUAUCUCACCUUUUAGCGCCUGAUAUCGAAGACGACGAUAUUGAUAGCCCAGGUAGGUCAACAAGACGUAAGUCCACAGGAUCAGGCCGACAGCUGACAGAGAAGGACAAGUACUUUGUGAAAAAACCUGCUCACAUCACCGAAUCUGAUUGGCAGGCAUUCCAGCAACAGGCCUUUUUACAGCAACAUCACGCCCAGCAAACUCUACAAGCGUAUUUGUCAUCUUUGAGCGGAAUGUUGGGCGACAGACAUCAAGAGGACCGGUGUACUUCUCAUAUCAGUGCGAACAAACUGGAGAAGAAAAUAGUAACAGACGAUGUGAGUGCGUCUAAACCAAUGCCUGUUUCAUCGACCGCCCCAGUGAUCGAUCCUCACACCCAGCCAAAUCAUGAUAAUGAAAAUGAGAGUACUGCUUCUGAAAACGCACCUAAGGCAAUAGUACGGUCAACGCGUCCACCUUUUAGGACACCUCAAAGAAGCGUUUCGAACAGGCUCUCCAAUGGCUUUAUGGGUUCUGAAGACUAUGGUGGGGUGUUCUUUAACAAUGGGACUCACAAUAUGAUAAACAAUAUUUCGACGUGGACGAAUGAUUCAGUUGUUGAUCUAAUGAAUAAUUGCCAAAUGGAUUACGGUUUGGUGUCAAACGUGAACCCUUCAGAUAUGCCAUCACGUACGGGUACUACGGUGGGCGGAGGUCAUGGGCAUUGGGGCCAGUAUCAAAUGCCUCCAAAUCCAACUGGCCUUAUUUCAACCUCAGAGAUAGGGCCAUCUGCGGCACAACAGCAGCAGGAUAAGCAAAGACAAUUUUCUAAUGGCAUAAACCAUAAUCAAAUACAUCAGCGAGAAACAUAUGGAAAUCAACCCUUCAGUAAGGAUCAAGAAGCCCGCCAACAAUCUUUAAGCACUUCGCAGCUGCAAUCGCAGCAGCUUGUAAAUUCAAUUCCUAGCCAACAGAUAGAGCAUCCUUAUGCGCCGUCACACCCUUCGCGUCUUACAAGUCAGCCUGUUCGUGGAUACCUUCAGGCAGAUAUAGCGUUUGGAACACCAGUAGAAGAUUUUUGGGCUGUCGAUGAUGACUAUGGGUUUCUGGCUUAA
This is a messenger RNA of Lachancea dasiensis, 3414 nucleotides long. NCBI's taxonomy places the organism in Eukaryota, Fungi, Ascomycota, Saccharomycetes, Saccharomycetales, Saccharomycetaceae. The record is from the annotation of a GenBank genome assembly.